UUGAAGCCAUCACAAUCACUCUUGUGAUUGAACCCCCUCCACCCUUCAUCAAAGUGGCUCCUAAAGGAAGAAACACAUCGUUCUUUCGCCGUCCCUUCAUCCUCUGGCUCUUCUGCCUCCUCGUCGUCGUGGCGCUCUACCAUUCCCUCCCCCGCUUCGGCCACUACUUGUCCCAGCUCGUGGUGCCCAAGGCUCCCUUCAGCAGCAUCGUCAAAUUCACUCCCUAUCAAAGACCAAUCACCACCACAGCCAUGGCGCCGCAGAAGCUGAAGAAGCCGCCUCAGUCGCCUCCCCUCUUCACCCACACUCCUCAGGGGUUGAUGGAGUCGACGCAGCGACUAUUGGAUCGGAACCAAGCGCUGCAGGAUCGUGUGGUGAAGGAUGUCUCGCUUUCCAACGCCGACUUCAAAAACGUCCUCCUGCCGUUUGCGCAAGACACGAACGAGAUGAGCUUGGAGAGUCACAUUGUCGGCUUCUACCAGGCCGUCAGUACCGAUCCCGCUCUUCGCGAUGCGAGCACGGAAGCGGAGAAAAAGAUGGACGAUUUCUUCAUCGAGAGUAGCAUGCGCGACGACAUUUUCCAGCUGGUUGAUGCGGCUUUCAAAAAGCAAAAGGAUGACCAGAGUUUGGAUGCGGAAAGUCGGCGAUUGCUGGAGAAAGAGCAUAAAGACUACAUCAAGAUGGGCCUGGGGAUUCCACAAGGACCCGAUCGUGACCGCUUCAAAGCCAUCAAGAAGCGGCUAUCCGACUUGAGCAUCACAUUUCAGAAGAACUUGAAUGAAGAGCAGGGCGGGUUGUGGCUCGCUCCGGAAGAGCUCGAGGGUGUUCCGCAAGAUGUCAUCGAAGGCCUCAAGAAAGGCGAGAACGAGAAUGCGGGCAAGCUGUGGCUGACCUUCAAAUACCCCGACUACCUCCCCCUCCAAAAGUACUGCAAGAACGCCGAAACGCGCCACAAAGUCUUCAUCGCGAACGAGAACAAGUGCAAUCAGAACGUCGAAUUGUUCAAGGAAGCGCUGAUCUUGCGAGACGAGGCUGCCAGACUACUCGGCUACCCCAAUCAUGCAACCUUCCGCGUUGAAGAUAAGAUGGCCAAGACCCCCAAGACUGUGGACGACUUCCUCGGUGAUCUCCGUGUUCGACUGGCACCCGCUGGACUAAAGGAGAUUGAGGCGUUGAAGAAGCUCAAACAGGACGAGACGGGCAGCGCCGACAACUACUUCCUGUGGGACUACCGCUUCUACGACACGCUCAUGCUGGAACGAUACUAUCAACUCGAUCAGAAUCGCAUUGCCGAGUACUUCCCUCUUUCCACAUCCAUCGAGGGCAUGCUCAACAUCUUCGAACAGCUGUUCGGGCUCGUGUUUGUGCGAGUCGAAGGGAAAGAUCGCGCAGAUCUCAGCGAGACGGGACGUGGUGAGGACAUUGUCUGGCAUCCCGAUGUCCACCUCUUCUCCGUCUGGGAUGAUGAAGAGCAGGGGAGCGAAUUUGUGGGAUAUCUGUAUCUGGACCUGCACCCCCGGGAUGGCAAGUACGGCCAUGCCGCCAACUUCAACAUUCAACCCGGCUUCAUCAAUGCCAAUGGUACACGACGAUAUCCAGCCACCGCCCUCGUCUGCAAUUUCAGCAAGGCUACGCCCAAGAAACCGUCGCUGCUCAAGCACGAUGAAGUCGUCACCCUCUUCCACGAGUUGGGACACGGCAUCCACGAUCUCGUGUCCAAGACGACAUAUUCUCGCUUCCAUGGCACAUCCGUCGUCCGCGACUUUGUCGAAGCUCCCAGCCAAAUGCUGGAGAAUUGGUGCUGGACACCUUCGCAGCUGAGGUCCCUGUCGAAGCACUGGUCGUAUCUAACACCGGAAUACCGCGAGGCAUGGAAGGCCAGCGCAGCAGAAGGCGAGCAACAGCCACCGGAACAGAUGCCCGACGAUCUCAUCCAGAGCGUCGUCCGCACGCAACACGUCAACGACGCCAUCUUCAACCUCCGCCAGCUCCAUUUCGGCAUCUUCGACAUGACCGUCCACGAGCCCAGCUCGCACGCCGCCAUCACCAAGCUCGACGCCUCGGCGACCUUCAAUCGUUUGCGCAAGGACAUUAGCAAGAUGGAUGGACCGGAGGUGUUGGGCGCGAAUGAUGACUGGGGCCAUGGAGAAGCGACGUUUGGACAUUUGAUCGGCGGGUAUGAUGCGGGAUACUAUGGCUAUCUCUCGAGCCAGGUAUAUUCCGCUGAUAUGUUCUAUUCGGUAUUCAAGAAGGAUCCAAUGAAUGGGAAGGAAGGGCGACGGUACCGGCAUACUGUGUUGGAGAAGGGCGGCAGCCAGGAUGAAAUGCAGACGCUGGAGGAAUUUCUGGGGAGGAAGCCGAGUCCCGAGGCAUUCUACAAGGAGUUGGGCAUUGCGUAGUUACCAGUCGGUGAUCCAUUCGCUUGCUCCGCCGUCCCAGAAUCUGAUCAUGUUAGAUGGUAGCGGGGUAGCAAGGGAGAUAAGAUACACACUCUUCGCAAGCCGCCUU
Messenger RNA from Neohortaea acidophila, 2508 nucleotides. Its product is annotated as peptidase family M3-domain-containing protein. Bases 252 to 2399 code for a protein of 715 amino acids. Gene Ontology annotation, cellular component: mitochondrial intermembrane space. Gene Ontology annotation, molecular function: metalloendopeptidase activity. Gene Ontology annotation, biological process: proteolysis; peptide metabolic process. The transcript has a single exon. The record is from RefSeq and is a predicted model, not a curated record. NCBI's taxonomy places the organism in Eukaryota, Fungi, Ascomycota, Dothideomycetes, Mycosphaerellales, Teratosphaeriaceae.